AUGACUAAGCACAGCAGCAAGCACGUGACUGUCUGUGGCUUCCGUCUGAUGACGGCCAGUGAGCCAAUGUUCUGGGUUCAAGAGGCUCUGCAGCUAAGAUGGGAAUCACAGGCAGGGAUAGCAUCAGCUAUGAUAUUCGGAUCACUCGGAGCGGCUUACGGCACGGCAAAGGCUGGCAUCGGGAUCGCGAAUGUCGGAACCUUUCGACCAGACUUGAUCAUGAAAUCACUGGUCCCCGUUGUCAUGGCUGGUAUAAUUGCAGUUUACGGGUUGGUCGUCGCGGUUCUCAUUGCCGGUGAUAUUGGCACUCCAGCACAGAACUACAGUUUAUAUGCGGGCUCCAUACAUCUUGCAGCUGGGUUGGCUGUUGGUCUCUCAGGAUUAGCUGCGGGCUACGCCAUUGGGAUAGUCGGGGAUGCUCCUCAUCGUUGCGUUGAUUCUAAAUUCGAAGCGCUGAUCGCAAUCCUUGAAGCUUCCGGAGCUCAGGAAUGCCCCGAACAUAGCACUGGAGAGCUUGGUUGGUUAACAUUUUCGACGUGCAGACGCGAGAUUUUACCCUUUUCCCCAAUGGCGACAGAGACGAUCCCGCAGACGCAGGAGCAAUUGUCCAAGCCGCCACCGUCAGAUCAGCACCGCCCGGAGAUCGAUCCCGGACAAGACAUCAACGCUAAGAAAAUUGGUUUCCCUCCAUGGCCGGCGUCUAGGCCGAAAACUCCACCAGACAUUGUGGAAAAUCGGAAACAUAUCAAGGAGCGAAUUCCAAAGCACAAAUUGAAGAUUGAAGAUUUUGAAUUGUUAAAGACAUUGGGAACUGGUACUUUCGCGCGGGUAUGGCUUGUUCGACUGAAGAAUCCGAAAGACAAGGCGAAUUCGAUUUUUGCUUUGAAGAUUCUUCGCAAAGCUGAUGUUAUCGAGCUCAAACAAGUGGAACAUGUUAAGAAUGAGAAUAGAGCACUUCACGCUGUUGCCGGCCAUCCUUUUAUCACAACAUUGAUUGCAUCAUUUUCCGACGACCAAUGUCUAUAUAUGCUGCUAGAUUUCUGCCCUGGCGGCGAAAUAUUCAGCUUCCUGCGGCGAGUACGACGGUUCAACGAAUCCACGGCCCAAUUCUAUGCAGCCGAGAUAUCGGCCAACCUCCUUAUUGAGGAUCCGAACCCUUUGCGAAUAUACGAACAGAUCAUCGAGGGGCGCCUGCGUUUUCCGCCGCAUGUUUCACCAGAAGCACGGGAUAUCAUAAAAAGACUGGGUCACAUAUCUGGCGGAACGCAGCGGAUCAAAGAUCACCCCUUUUUUAAGGUGAUAAACUGGGAUGAUCUAUAUCGUCGGCGAAGAAACGGGCCGAUCAUACCUCGUGUCGAUCAUGCUGCUGAUGCAGGCAAUUUUGAGGAAUAUCCGCCUCCACCGGACCCUAGUACACAAAGUGUGUACACGGAUGAGAUGAGAAGGAAGUACGAGGGCUUGUUCAAAGAUUUUGACGAUUCCUAA
Messenger RNA from Uncinocarpus reesii 1704, 1485 nucleotides. Its product is annotated as vacuolar ATP synthase 16 kDa proteolipid subunit 2. Gene Ontology annotation, molecular function: cAMP-dependent protein kinase activity; ATP binding; proton-transporting ATPase activity, rotational mechanism. Gene Ontology annotation, cellular component: nucleus; cAMP-dependent protein kinase complex; proton-transporting V-type ATPase, V0 domain. The transcript has 13 exons. Bases 1 to 1485 code for a protein of 494 amino acids. Gene Ontology annotation, biological process: peptidyl-serine phosphorylation; proton transmembrane transport. The record is from RefSeq and is a predicted model, not a curated record. NCBI's taxonomy places the organism in Eukaryota, Fungi, Ascomycota, Eurotiomycetes, Onygenales, Onygenaceae.